Molecule: messenger RNA, 1311 nt
Organism: Heterobilharzia americana
Lineage: Eukaryota; Metazoa; Platyhelminthes; Trematoda; Strigeidida; Schistosomatidae
Source: the annotation of a GenBank genome assembly
AUGCACGUUGGAUUAUGCAGCGAAUUUUUCUGCAACACAUUGCCAUUCCACUUUCAUAUUAAACUUCAUUAUCACCUGCCUAAUGUCUGCAAAACAAUGACUGCCUCUCGUUAUCUCAAUUUAUUUUCACGCACAAAUGUAUCGUACAUCCGCUGUUUGACCAGUAGUGUGUUCUAUGGAGACGAAAUAGUCGUACCAAAGAUUCAUAAGAAAACUGUGGAGCGAAAUGUUAGACCACCCAGAGUUAAUGAGAAAAAUGUGAUUAGCAGUGAAACCAAAAAUCGUUAUCCUGAGCUAGAUGAAAAUGAUCCUAUAAUCAAAGAGACAUUACUCAUGCGUUCAAAGUUAUCACAUCUCUAUCCCGAUGAACAUGAAUUUAGCAAAUAUCCAGCUGUUAUUCUUGAAGGAAGCAAAUUAAUAUGCGACGCACUGAGUACAGAAGGGAAGGCGAAAUCUUUGUUUUUUUCUUCGCGAGGGGAACUUGAACAAAUUGGUAACCUACGCAACGUGUUAAAUAUAUACUACGUCAACCGUCGUGUUAUGAGCCAACUUUCAUCGCUUAAAUCUCCUCCCGGAGUAAUAGCUGUCUUCGAACUACCUCAAGAAGAUGUUUUCCAUUCAAAAGAAGCAAAGUAUCAUUUGCCUGUUACUCUUAUACUUGAUCGUAUUAGCGAUCCUGGGAAUAUGGGUAGUUUGAUACGAUCUGCAGCAAGUUUCGGUCUGAAUUCUGUUUUGGUAACGAAAGGAAGUGUCAAUAUAUGGAACGACAAAGUGAUUCGAGCAGGAAUGUCCGCUCAUUUCCGUAUACCUGUUCAUCAGGGAUUAAGUUGGGCUGAUAUCAGUCGUUAUUGUGGAAUACGUGAUGAUUCAUUUCCUCCUGUUACAGUCUUUGCAUCUGAUCCUGACCCACUUAUAACUGACAGACUAAUUAAAUCAGCUUGGAAAGCUGACUCAGUAGACUCUGAGCCAUCUGAUGUACAGGAAUUUGAAACAUCCGUCGAAUGUGAAGCUGUAGAUUUUCUGACUCCUGAGUCAACAAAUACUGCAUAUCGUUUGCCUGUACGAACUGUCCCUCAUUUUGCAAUAGACUAUAUCCCUCCUAACUAUAAUGUUGAUAGACAUGAGUGUUGUGUUGCAGUAAUUCUGGGUUCUGAGGCUCAUGGUAUUUCCCCUGAAGCGUAUCAUUUAGUACAUCUUACUGGAGGUUCUCGUGUUGUCAUCCCAUCAGCAAAUGGAACAAAUAGCUUGAAUGUUUUGUCAGCUGCUUCUGUUCUUCUCGGGGAGAUACAGCGUCAAUUCCUAACUUCGUAA